AACCCACGCGGAAAAUAUUGACACGUCGUUGCUUAAAACACAAGUUGAGUGGCAGCUCGAGAACACGACCGCCAACCGCGCGUAACACUCUUUCACAAAAAACGUAACAGCUAUCCCGAAGGACAUAAACAUCACUAACUCUAUUCAGCUGGGGAAACCUGUUUCUAAGUAAUACUUUGAAUUUAAGAGUGCCAAAGGCGGCCUAGCGUCUCGUUUUGAUCGACCAAAUUCGAGCACCGUGAGACGACAUCUUGGAUUGUUUGCCGAAGGAAGACGGAGCUAAGAGGUUCUAUGGAAGGAAAUGAUAGAUUGAUGCAUACUUCUGCCCCGAUGCCAGUGAAUUCUGUAUCGAUGAUGCAUGGCCAACAGGGAGCUGAGAUGAAACAAACCGAGGAAUUAGACGGACGUAAGCAAGAUAUUGGCGAUAUUUUGCAGCAAAUUAUGAGCAUCACAGAUCAGUCAUUGGACGAAGCACAAGCCAAGAAACAUGCUUUGAACUGCCAUCGCUUGAAGCCCGCCCUUUUCAAUGUUCUCUGUGAGAUCAAGGAAAAGACAGUGUUGAGUAUUCGUGGGUCACAAGAAGAUGAGCCACCAGAUCCACAACUCAUGCGACUGGACAACAUGCUGUUGGCAGAGGGUGUUGCUGGUCCAGAGAAGGGUGGGGCAGCUGCAGCAGCUGCUGCCGCAGGAGUACAUGAGAACCAAUCAGAACAUUCUGAAUAUAGGAACAAACUAAACCAAAUAAGACAGAUAUACCAUACUGAACUGGAAAAAUAUGAACAGGCUUGCAGUGAGUUUACUACACAUGUCAUGAAUUUACUACGGGAGCAAUCACGUACCCGUCCUAUAUCACCCAAGGAAAUUGAAAGAAUGGUUGGAAUCAUACAUCGCAAAUUUAGUGCAAUACAAAUGCAGCUUAAGCAAAGUACAUGUGAGGCUGUUAUGAUUCUUAGAUCAAGGUUUUUAGAUGCAAGGAGAAAAAGACGAAACUUUAGCAAACAGGCAACAGAGAUCCUAAACGAAUAUUUUUAUUCGCAUUUGAGUAAUCCAUACCCAAGUGAAGAAGCAAAAGAAGAAUUGGCACGGAAGUGUAAUAUCAGUGUUGCACAGAUAUCUAAUUGGUUUGGUAAUAAACGUAUUCGAUACAAGAAAAAUAUUGGUAAAGCUCAAGAAGAAGCAAGCCUAUAUGCUGCUAAAUCUUCACAAGCAGUGGCAAGACCACCCAGUCAGGGGGGGCAGCCUCAACCAGCUGGUAAUGGACCCACUGGACCAGCUGGUGUUCCUUCCUCUACUCAAGGGGGAUUUGCCAUGAGCUCACCAGGGAUGUCACCAACAUCACAGCCUCAGAUGUCACAGCAGCCAGGAGAGAUGUACAUGACAGGUGUGCAGAUGAAUGGUGGAAUGGGUUCUGAGUACCAAGGGGGGUCAGCAGUCGGAGCCAAUGUACAAUCACAGGUGCCAGGCUUAAGACAUGUCAUGUCGCAGGCAGCAUCAGCAUAUGAUCCAAGUGGUGGACACAUGCAAGGUCAUGGACAGCAGCAGCAACAGUUGUAUCAUGACCCACACCAUAUGCACCAGCAGGCUGGAAGCCAAGGUGUAGGCAAUAAAGGAGGACCAGAUGGAAACAGAGGUCAAGAAGGUGAAACCUAGGCUUCUUGGAAAUAUAGGAUCAUGAGAAGAUAAGGAACUAGCUGUUAGUGGAUUAACCUACAUGAAUCCUGCAAGAUUAUGAAUCUUACUACUUUGAGAAAGUCAAAUGGCUCAUUGAUGUCAUGGGAGAUAAGUUGACACAGGAUGAUUUGAUUUGCUUUGCCACUGAAAAGAAAAUAUGAUGUAAAAAAGGAAAUUAGAACAAUAGCUAGAUAUUAAGUACAUACAUUUUGUUUUAUUUUGUUUAAGAUUCAUUCAUAGCAGUGCUGAUCUAUUAUGAGAAAUCAAUUGCUUUGUGAAUUCUUAUAUGUAAUGGUGAGUUUAACACUGUUACAUAAAGAAAAAAUGACAUUGUCAUAGAUGCAUAGAGAUCUUGGGAUUAAUUCAACUAUCUUUUAGACUAAUGAGACCUUACAUAAGAGUUAAUCAAGCAAUAAUUAGAAAUACCAGGAAACCCUGGGAUAUCAGGUCUUUAUAGCCUUUUAACGUUAUUGCUGAUCAGUUUUAAAAGGGAUUUCAAGGCAUAUACAACCUGUCUUCACACUGCCUGCAUAUAGAUAUUUGCUGUACAUUUUAUAAACUUUUAGUUCAUUAUAUCAAUGCAUCUCUGGCUGAAGUAUUGCUGGCUGAGUGCAAUCAGUGUCAAUGCAAAGCCAAGAUAUUCAACAUAAAAACAGACAAAAAAGGUUUGGGUAUUGACGCAUACAUACAUCUAGCACAUUUUUCAGUAUACAAGUCCUUAAUUAAUAAAAGAGCAUAUAUAUAAUUAGAUAUAAUUAAUAUUUUACAACUGUUGUAGUUUAAGACAGAUGCGUAUAAAUAAAAAGAAUGAAAGUGAAAGAAUGCAACAUUUUAAUAACUUGAUUGUGGAGGUUUCCUUGUAUUUUUCUUUUAAGUCCAGAUGUUUAGUUAAAUAUUAAUUUUAUCGAUCACAAUAUAGAAAUAAUAAAUUGUAACUGCGAUAGAAAAAAUUAAAAAACUGUAUUUUUUAUUA
This is a messenger RNA of Actinia tenebrosa (Australian red waratah sea anemone), 2644 nucleotides long. Its product is annotated as pre-B-cell leukemia transcription factor 1. Gene Ontology annotation, molecular function: DNA-binding transcription factor activity, RNA polymerase II-specific; DNA binding. Gene Ontology annotation, cellular component: nucleus. NCBI's taxonomy places the organism in Eukaryota, Metazoa, Cnidaria, Anthozoa, Actiniaria, Actiniidae. Gene Ontology annotation, biological process: regulation of DNA-templated transcription. The record is from RefSeq and is a predicted model, not a curated record.